Molecule: messenger RNA, 420 nt
Organism: Panicum hallii
Lineage: Eukaryota; Viridiplantae; Streptophyta; Magnoliopsida; Poales; Poaceae
Product: E3 ubiquitin-protein ligase Os03g0188200-like
Exons: 1
Coding region: 1-420 (139 amino acids)
Source: RefSeq, a predicted model, not a curated record
AUGGCGUUGCAGACGGGGGAUGAGAUCUUCUUACUGAUGGUAGUCCCGCUCAUCGCGCUCUUCUUCCUAGCCUGCCUCUGCAGCGUGUGUUUGCGACGAGAAGUGCGCGCCAACGGCCAGGGGCAUCCGCCGCCGCGGAACGAGGAGCGGCUGAGGGCCCCUGUGGUGCUGGCGCACUUCCCUUAUGCGGCGCGGGCCAGGGCGGCGGCGGCGUCGGAGCCGCCGCCGGUGUGCGCCAUCUGCCUGGACGAGCUCCGGCAGGGGCAGCUGUGCAGCGAGGUGCCGGCGUGCCGCCACAUCUUCCACGAGGGGUGCAUCCGCGCGUGGGCGAGGAAGAAGAACACCUGCCCGCUGUGCAGGGCCAGGGUCGUGCUGCCACGAGCGGCCUACGGGAUAGCGGCCGCCGAUGACAUGGUGUAG